AUCUGUAACCCUGGCCCCCUUAUCUCAGGCAGCCCCCCGACCAGAGCAUAGUACACCAAAGCACUAUAGUACCGAGUGUGUGUGACUUAAUUGUCUCCAAUCAAUCUCUUGCCCCGUCAGUCUCCUAGACUCCUCUCCUGCAGUGCACUCUGAGGGAUGUACUUCUUUCCUUUUCAGCUGUCAUUAGCUGCCUUCUCCCAAAACUCCAAUUCCCAGCAUCCCCCGUAUCUGGCUUCCCUCAGGUUGGCUGGGAGUGGCUGAUAGUUGAUGAAUGCACAGCCCAACAGCAUCAUGAACACAUCUCUGAACAGCACAACCCCUGCUCAAAUUAUGCCGCUAAGCAUUCGUAUUUUGAGAGUAGACCUGUCAAUAAUACUUGCAAGGGAAAAUUGUCGAUCUAGCGCAUCUUCAAAGCGUCACCUUGUGAAUGGAAAUAGAUUACGAAUAUCCAGAAUCUUUCUCAAAAUGAAGAAGUUCGCUGGCUUAAGAGAAUCCAAAGUAAUUAAAAGGUACAGACUCCCCAGCACAGCCAUAUUAGGACUCUAUUCUAAAAUUAGACAGGAGUUAACUCCCAAAACCAAAAGAAGCAGAGCCAUUACUGGAAUUACAAAACUGUUAGCCACUUUACACUUUUUGGCAUCUGGAACUUUCCAAAGCACAGUGUCAGAUGUUGGGGGAAUUAGCCAAUCAGCUUUUAGUUGUUUCUUCAAAAAAGUUUUGGAUGCUAUACUUAAACAUACUCAGGAAUAUAUAUAUUUUCCCAUAAAUUCAAGUGAAAAUAUACAAAUUAAAAAGGACUUCUACGAUAUUGCACGGUUUCCCAAUGUGAUUGGUGCCAUCGACUGCACGGAUAUCAAUUUCACUCCGUCGCACAAUAUGGAUGAGAUUUGCCGUAAUAGGAAAAAUUUUCAUUCAAUGAAUAUGCAGGUAGUUUGUGACUCCAAAUCAAGAAUAUUGAAUGUAUUCGCCGUUUUCCCAGGAGGCACACAUGACUCAUAUAUUCUCUGUCAUUCUGCACUAUUUGAACGUUUUGAAAACAAUGAGAUGUGUGAUGGCUGGCUGCUGGGUGACUCUGGAUAUGGCUGUAGACCGUGGUUGUUGACUCCAUUCUCCAAGCCUAAAGGAAGAGCUAAAAAAAAUACAACAGAUCUCAUAUAUCAACUCGCGCAGUAAUUGAAAGGUGUUUUGAACUUUUAAAAUCUAGGUUUUGUUGUCUUUCAAAAUCAGGGGGAGCCUUGCAAUAUUCGGCUGCCAAAGUGUGCAAAAUUUUUACAACAUGUUGUAUUUUGCAUAAUAUCUGCCUCACCUUUGACUUACCCUUCAAUCGUAAAGAAAUUAGUGGUGCGGAAGUAAAUCCUGUAUUGGAAGAUUACGUUCCUGUUAAUACUACACAGGGGAAUUUAGUCCAGGCAAAUUUAAUAUCAAAUUAUUUCUGUUGAUGCUCUGCAUUUAAUGGGGAUUCAAUUGUUUAGUUGUGGUCCCUAUCUAAACAGAUUUAUUAAAAAUUGAUAUUCCUAUAGAAGCUGAGCCCUCGCAAGAGCUUAACGUUCAACAUUUUAGACAUCUGGAAUUAUUAGAAUUUAGUAGUCUCCAAGGGGUUUAUUCAUGAAGCAUUGGAAUCUGUGUAUCAGUGAGUCAGUGGAGAAAAUCCAAUCAUCAUUGAAGUCACAUUUAUAAUUUGCAUAUUAUAAAAGUAAACUGAGCAGCUGUAUGCUAUCCAUGGUCAACUUUUACACUGACUCACUUCUCCACACGUUUCACCUCGUCAUGAAUAGACCCACAUUUUUCAAACAUAUACAGAUAUUAAAAAUAAAUGUUAUUAUAAAAAAUACAAAGUGGGUCCAGAUUAAAUAGUUAUGUGCAAAAUAGUUUGUUCAGUAAGAAUCUCUGUAUAUUAAGUCAUCCGAUACUCAAUUUACAUAAUAACUAAUGACUAGCCAAUCAAGAACCCUUUCAAGGCUACAGUGUGUGAUUUACACUUUCACAAAGUAAAAGGAUGCCAUUUCAAAAAAGAAUCCUUGGUUCAGAAAUGGUCUCCGGCAGGUGACCAUUAUUGGGUUCUCCUCCUCAUGCUAAAGCAGUGAUAGGUCAUUGGGAUUUCAAUCAGAAUAUAUCUUCAGAGUGUUCACAUAUUCUCGUUAAUCAAUGCAAAUUGUUGCCAGGGUGAAUAAAGAAUAAUACCAGAUAUUUUUAUUUUUUUUACUUUCACAUGUUUUAUUGUUUUUAAAAUGCAUUUCACAAUAAACAGUUUGUACAUAAACAGAUUUUGUAGAUAUACCCAACGCUUGUCCAGCACUUUAAUAGCAAGAUUACUUAGUGAAAUGAUGCCUGAAGAAGCUUCGAAUUGUAGUUUAACAAUUGCCAGAGGGUAAUUAAAGUUAACAGUUUUAUAUUCCCUUAUGCAAUUUUGCUAAAUAGCUUGCAUUAAUGUUUGUAGCUCUGCCAUAAAUACUACAUUGUAAAUGUAGCUCUGUGUCAGUUCAACAAUCUGUACUACCCUGUCAAUCCGGUAUGUGUUUAUGUCGUAUUCCAAAAAUUAAUCCUCAGUUCACAUACAUAUAAAUACAUAUUACAAUAUUAAGGCAAAAAAAGAAGUUGGUGUUGGACAUAUUAAAGUAGAUGUAAAUAUGUUUUUCAUAUACUUGUAUGUAUUGUCUAAACUUUUAUGCAUCUCAGUUUACAGAAUUCAGUAAUGUUUUUGAAAAUGCGUU
Molecule: messenger RNA, 2711 nt
Organism: Pseudophryne corroboree (corroboree frog)
Lineage: Eukaryota; Metazoa; Chordata; Amphibia; Anura; Myobatrachidae
Product: putative nuclease HARBI1
Exons: 3
Coding region: 268-1173 (301 amino acids)
Source: RefSeq, a predicted model, not a curated record